This is a messenger RNA of Stegodyphus dumicola, 567 nucleotides long. RefSeq lists its product as uncharacterized. Lineage: Eukaryota; Metazoa; Arthropoda; Arachnida; Araneae; Eresidae. The record is from RefSeq and is a predicted model, not a curated record.
AUGUGGGACGAGAUCAAAUGCUUCUUAAAUGCAAGAUACGUGUCUGCCCCUGAAGCAGCGUGGAGGUGGAGGCUGUUUGAAAAAAGAAUGCAUUCAAGUAAGUCCAGUCACACUCAUAUCAUACGACUACCGGUUCAUUUGGAAAACCUGCAGCCCGUCUAUUUUGCCGAAUCCGAAGAAAGGAAUGCUUUCCAGAGAGCUGCCGAGAAAAAUACCAUGCUCACCGGAUGGUUUGAACUGAACAGGACAGUUCCCGAAGCGAAUGGUUACCUGUAUGCCGAAAUUCCUAAACAUUUCACCUGGAGGAAUCAUGCCUGGCAGACACGAGUUAGACUUGGAGAUUACAUCAUUUCAAGAAUGUAUUCUGUUAGCCCGAAAGAUGUUGAGCGUUUCCAUCUGAGGUUGCUGCUGUGUCACGUUAAAGGAGCAAGACUUAUGGGAAGCUGCAUCAAACUUGGCUGCUGCAGAACUAGCUUUUCAAAUGCCAUCUCAGCUAAGACAUCUCUUCUUUUUACUUCAUCUGCUGUGUUUUUGCAACCCUACAGAACCCAUCGCUUUGUGGAAUGA